Molecule: messenger RNA, 375 nt
Organism: Fusarium falciforme
Lineage: Eukaryota; Fungi; Ascomycota; Sordariomycetes; Hypocreales; Nectriaceae
Exons: 2
Coding region: 1-375 (124 amino acids)
Cellular component (GO): mitochondrion; cytosol
Molecular function (GO): deaminase activity
Source: RefSeq, a predicted model, not a curated record
AUGUCCCAAAACUUUGAAGUCGUUCAAGCUAGCACCUGCUCGCUGCCUCAAUACUCCCAGGCCGUCACCCAUAACGGCGUGGUGUACUGUUCUGGCGACAUUGGUGCCCUCCCUGGCACUGACUGGGAGCUGGCUCAGGGAACAGCGAAAGAUAGAGCUAGGCAAGCGCUUCGAAAUCUCUCCACUGUUCUUGAAGCCGCUGGGAGCCGACUUCAGAACGUUUUCAAGAUUACCAUCUACAUUACUACGAUGAAAAACUUCGGUCUGGUGAAUGAGGCGUAUGAUGAGUUCUUUACUUGGGACAAGAAGCCAGUAAGUUUAUCCUCCAAUUUGCAUUCCGAUGCAGCCUCUGCGCAUAGACAAAGCGGAAGUUAA